GAAUUUUAAGGUUAUGAUUAUGUCAGUGAUGUGAAUUUGUGAGGUUACCAAGUAACACAUUACAUUUUCAUAUUAUUUAAUUAUUAGAAAUAAAUACGUAAUAAGUUCCGGCAAUGGGUACUAAAGAAGAAACUGACUUUAAAGUUAAAACUGAAGAUGACGAGGUUAAACCAUCAUUAAGUGGAACAAUAAAAUUUCCUUCAGAAUCUAAAUAUGCCCUUAUCAAGAAUAAACAAGUUAGAAAUGGACAAUAUCAGAAAGAAAAACGGGAAAAGAAAAAGGCUAAAAAGGAGGCAAAGAAAGCAAGAGACAAAGAAGGUCAACCCAAAAAAGUUCCACAUACAAUUGAAAGUCUAAGAGAAAAAGAUGAAACCACAAUUACGGAUUUAAACGAUGCUGAAAAUGAACUUGUUCGUGAUGAUUUGGAGGAGGAUGAGUUUAGUGAGUUUUAUAAGCAAUCAUAUGAACCUAAAGUAUUAAUUACAUAUGCUGACAAUCCCAUGAAAAAAACAAGAAUAUUUGGUAGAGAACUUACAAGAAUUAUCCCAAAUUCAGUUUCUCUCUAUAGAAACAGAUCAGGAGUUAAGAAAAUGGUAAAAAGUGCUACGCAAAAAGGAUAUACUGAUAUUCUAAUUGUUAAUGAGCAUAAAAAAGAACCUGAUGGUCUCUUACUUAUUCAUUUACCCGAUGGACCCACAGCUCAUUUUAGAGUCAGUAAUGUUAGAAUAACAACAGAGCUUAGAAAAAAUCAUAGAGAUAUAACUGCACAUCGUCCUGAGGUAGUUUUAAAUAAUUUCUCCACAAGGUUAGGUCUAACUGUAGGUAGAAUGUUGGGAGCCUUAUUUCACUAUGACCCAGAAUUUGAAGGACAAAGAGCUGUAACUUUCCAUAAUCAAAGAGACUUUAUAUUUUUUAGACACUACAGGUAUGGAUUUGAUGCGAAUGGAAAAAAAUGUAGGCUAAAGGAAUUAGGGCCAAGAUUCACUUUAAAACUGAAAUCGUUACAGAGAGGAACUUUUGAUAGUAAAUAUGGAAAAUACGAAUGGAUAAUUGAUGGAAGACGACAUUCCAUGGAAACCAGCAGAAGGAAGUUCAAUUUGUAAUAUUCGUUAUAUUUAUGUCAUAAUAAAUAUAUAUCAUAGUUUCUUUUAUACAAA
This is a messenger RNA of Diabrotica virgifera virgifera (western corn rootworm), 1157 nucleotides long. Its product is annotated as probable ribosome production factor 1. Lineage: Eukaryota; Metazoa; Arthropoda; Insecta; Coleoptera; Chrysomelidae. The record is from RefSeq and is a predicted model, not a curated record. Gene Ontology annotation, biological process: maturation of 5.8S rRNA; maturation of LSU-rRNA. Gene Ontology annotation, cellular component: preribosome, large subunit precursor; nucleolus. Gene Ontology annotation, molecular function: rRNA primary transcript binding. Bases 114 to 1103 code for a protein of 329 amino acids. The transcript has 4 exons.